AAAUUGCCAGCUGGGGGGGCCGUGGCCCCCCGGCCCCCCCUGCCAGCACGCCACUGUCUUGAACAGCUGACCGUGAUCACUGGUAUAAGCACACAAGGUCGUGCCGAUUCCUGUUGUAAUCAGUUUGUCAAAACGGUACAUUAUUUCAUACAGCAUGGAUGGCGUGGUAUUUCAAGCAUACAAAGAGCAAAAUCAAAUUAAGGUUAUUAAAGGAAGCAAUUAUAAUUAACAUGUGUUUUUCUAAUUAAAAUGUAAUACCGCCUGACGUUUUGCUAUACUCGACUCUCUUGACUGGCUAAUAUAUAGACUAUAUAUUAUUUUGUUUGCCUUUACAUUAAUUAGUUCAUCCCCAUAUGUCAACGCCGAAGAUUACAUAAAUUUGUUGUUCUUCAAUUACUUUGCGAAUGGUAUUAAAUAUAAUCUGUGCCAGGCUGUCAACAACAGAGAUGGUAUACCAUAUAAUGGGGGGCUGAGAAGACAUCGCACCUAUCUGUAAAUUAAACAGCUAAUUAUGCAUGUUUGCAUGCGCAUUUCUAGGUUUUCAGUGGUAAUACAAACAAAUUUUUAAUGGUACAUCACGAUUUCUCUUCACCAAUCCUUGCUCGAUACAUUCGCAUCCAACCAAAGACUUGGAACGGACACAUUUCUUUGAGAAUGGAACUUUUUGGAUGCUAUAAAGGUAAUAUACCUCUUCAUGAUUAUUUGCGCUUUAGUAUAUACAGCACAUGCAUACUCUUCAAGUGUGUUCUUCUUUUCCUGAACUUAUGGGUUGGGCCUGCAUGUAACUCGAGCUUUUGCAUCAUUCUCCUUAAGUCAAAAUGUCAGAUCUCUUCGAUAAUCUUCUUAAUCCAUCACUCCUCUCUUGUCUUCCUCUUCACCAAUUUCCAUCAUUUCUUGAACGGUUCUUAGCUAAUUUUCUACCAUCCAUUCUAAUAAAAUGUGAUAUAUGUAUAUAUAUAUAUAUAUCUUUGAAUAGAUUGUGCUAAUGAUACAAAGGACCUGGGAAUGCGUAGUGGUAACAUCCAGGUCUCACAAAUCACAACUUCGUCGCAAUGGGAUUCCAACCAUGGCCCGAACAACGCUAGAUUGUUCUUUACAGCACGAAAUGGAAGAACAGGAGCUUGGUCUACAAGACCAAAUAAUCUUAACCAAUGGUUACAGGUCGAUUUCAAAGGACAAACUGUUGUGGUUGGUAUCAGUACUCAGGGAAGAUGCUGGUUCACAGUGGGUCACAACCUACAUGUUGUAUUACAGCAUCAACGGGGUAUCAUUUUUCCCUUACAAAAAUGUUGGCCAAGUCAAGGUAGGUACAUUAUUAAAUAUCAUAGCAGAGUGGUGUUGGUAGCACAGUGGAUCUGCGUUCUAUUUAUGCAUUCUUAUUAUCAAUUCGACUUAUUCCUGUGUAAAAGGAUCUUUCCAGUUUGAAUUUACCAACGCCACAGGUUAUACUAUAUAGGGGAAGUGCAUGGGAGUGUCCGAUAAACACAUUAAGAGAUAACCCUUAGCAUUUCUAGGCAUUCUAAAGACAGCGGUUUCGAAAUGAUUAGUUAUUCAGUAUUCAUGUGAUAUCUUUGAAGUAACUAUUAAGUGACAACUUUUAAAAUUGCGUUUUGGAUAAAAGAUUGAGUAUUCUUAUCAUCAGUGAUAUUUAGUAGACAUUAUUUUGAGAGCGCAUGUAGGAUACAAUACUAAUGAUACAGACGGUUUAAUGUUACUUUAGGUAUUCAAUGGUAAUACAGAUAAACAUUCUGUAGUUCACAAUGCUAUUUCACCCGCCAUCGUCGCUCGAUAUAUCAGACUUGAACCAAAGUCAUGGAAUGGACACAUUUCUCUUCGUGUUGAAUUUUAUGGAUGUUGAACAAUAUUCGCAACAGUGAGUGUAAUUAGUAAUAUAAUUUCAUCUUGAUUUUCCCCUAUACUUAGCUAUUUAAAAUUAGGUGGUGUUCUCGAAUAUUUAUAUGUUUUCCUCACAAUUAUGAAGCUGAAUAUAAAGUGUUUCUUUGUCUUAAAGUACUACGUUCUCAGUCGAAACUCCACAACUUAAAGGGAAACAAUAUGUUUACUGAACACCAGCACUUAGUAGGUUUAGGCAUAUUUCCAUACCAAAUGGCUUGGCGGAUAUUUGCUAGUGGUGAAACGUGUUUGGGUAUAAAAUGACCAAACCAUAGCUGUCUAAAUAGGGAUAGUCACAUUAGACUUGCAACAAGUCUUCGUCGCUCGCUGUUUGCGUUUCGUUCGAGGUCGACUUGUGGCACGUCUAUAGUCACAUGUAGGCGCUGCGUACCUAUUUUUAUAUAUUCAGCCAUAUUAAGGCCGUUUUCCACUGGGCGGAAUUUUCCGCGCGGAGCGGAAUUUCUCUUUGUCAGUUCUAGUUCCACCCGAGAAAUCACAAGACAAAGAAAAAUUCCGCUCCGCGCGCAAAAUUCCGCCUAGUGGAAAACGGCCUUUACAUACAUGGAAAUUUUUAUCCAACUUUAAACAUGAAUUUAUUUUCAUUCAACAGCUUUUUAAGGCGUUUAGAAUACUGGCGCAUAUACAGGGAGAAAACGUAUCCGCAUAAUUUUAUAAUAUUUUCCCCCCACAUUUUUAUAAAAGUCAUUUGCCUUGUUUAUUUUCUAGGAACUUCCACUGGUUAUAUAUAGAAAGGAAAAUAUAUCAAUAGUUUCACUGCAUCUGCAUUGCAGAGUUGCACUGCACCAGUCAAUUUAAUUAUUAUGGAAUUAUUAGACUAGUUCCUAUUCUAGCAAUUAAUACGUAAUUUUUUAUAUUAUUCUAAUACUGUUAUCAGUAUUUAGUUGGGUAAAAUAUAUAAGCUAUGUAACUUCAGGCUUAUUAUGACAAAUUUGUGAUUUACAAAUUUAAUGAUUUUGGGCACAAUAUAUAUUAAACUGCAAAGCCAAGGCAUAUAAAGUUUUCAUUUGUGUAUUAGCCUAGUAUUUUUACUUCUUUUGCAUCCUUUUCUCUCCGUAACUCCAACCUCUUCCACAGUUCCAGUAUGUUUGAAUCAUCCAUCAUAAACAUCCUCAUCAUAUCAGUCGGUCUUCUUCUGGAUCUUUCCCUCUUACUUCAGUUAAUUUUAUAUCGCUCAUUCCAAUCAAGUUGCCAUUCCAUUCUUGCUUUUAACGCUUUAUUCCAAUUGUCGUUUCGGAGUGAUACGUGACAUUCUCAUAUCAGUCCUCUCUAAUAACCUCUUUCCUCAGUGCCCACACUUCAGCUUCAUGCAGCAGCACGCGAAUUUAAAACAUUUAGAACAAUUUUCAAAUAUACGAGCCAUUUAUCAGGCAGAACUAGAGGUUUCGGUUAUAUUGGUAGAAAGUCCA
Molecule: messenger RNA, 3320 nt
Organism: Paramuricea clavata
Lineage: Eukaryota; Metazoa; Cnidaria; Anthozoa; Malacalcyonacea; Plexauridae
Source: the annotation of a GenBank genome assembly